AUGUCACGCCAUGAGAGGCAUGAGUCUCUACAUCGACAUCAUUACCUGAGUCCAAUAUUGCUCCUGGAGCACUGUGGUAGCGAGAUAGAUCCAGAUAAGUUGUACCAAGACGACAAGCAAGAGUGCGCAUCGCUUAUCUUGCACUUUAAUCGUGCAGGGUGGUUACAUGGGUCAUUAGCAGUACAGAACAUCAUGUGGCAGCAGGGCAAGCCAACAGAAUGGCCAAUCGAGCGUCUGCACUCUGUCAAGAGCUUCCGCCUCAUAGACAUUGGUAGAUUGGUGAAAGUCAAUAACAGGACUGAAUUGAUGGCGGAGGAUGAAAUAGCUUUGCGGUUAUUCUACUUGCUGCAUCACGCACAUAAGAAAAAACAAACUGAAAAGAAAUAG
Molecule: messenger RNA, 387 nt
Organism: Suillus fuscotomentosus
Lineage: Eukaryota; Fungi; Basidiomycota; Agaricomycetes; Boletales; Suillaceae
Exons: 1
Coding region: 1-387 (128 amino acids)
Source: RefSeq, a predicted model, not a curated record